Molecule: messenger RNA, 3564 nt
Organism: Kickxella alabastrina
Lineage: Eukaryota; Fungi; Kickxellomycota; Kickxellomycetes; Kickxellales; Kickxellaceae
Product: Isocitrate/isopropylmalate dehydrogenase-domain-containing protein
Exons: 1
Coding region: 172-3486 (1104 amino acids)
Biological process (GO): L-leucine biosynthetic process
Cellular component (GO): cytosol
Molecular function (GO): magnesium ion binding; hydro-lyase activity; 3-isopropylmalate dehydrogenase activity
Source: RefSeq, a predicted model, not a curated record
UUUUUCGUUUGAAACCAAACAAUCUGCCAUUUCAUCUAAUCUUUUCUCUUUUACUUCUUUCUUCUGUUGUCUCUUUAAACACUUUCAUUAUUGUAAAUCAAGCAGGCAUUCAGCCGAAAACACCGCCCUUUUUUAAUCACACACACACACUCCACACAAGCUACAGCAACCAUGUCCAAGGCUUUCAAUGUUGUCGUACUCCCCGGAGACGGCGUCGGCCCAGAGGUCACUGCUGAGGCCAUCAAGGUUCUCAACGCCGUCACGAGCGUCCGCGCUCGCGCCAACGGCGCCAAGAUCAAGUUCAACGAGCACAAGUUCGGCGGCUGCGCCAUCGACGCCACCGGGUCACCGUUCCCCGACGUGACGCGCGCGGCCUGCGAGAGUGCCGACGCAAUCCUUCUCGGCGCUGUCGGCGGCCCACAGUGGCCGCGGCCGAUCGACGCACAGGAUCCGUCCAAGGGCCUCGGCCCUCGGCCCGAGCAGGGCCUCCUCGAUCUGCGGAAAAAGCUUGAUCUGUUCGCCAACAUCCGGCCCAUGACAUUCCCUGCCAGCACUUUGACGAGCUGCUCACCGCUCAAGGAAGAGCUUGUGCGCGACGCUGAGUUUGUCGUUGUGCGCGAGCUGGUCGGCGGCAUCUACUUUGGCAAGCGCGGUGAGGAGGACGCCGAGGGCAAGGCAUUCGACACAAUGGAGUACUCCGUGCCCGAGGUCGAGCGCAUUGCGCGUCUGGCUGGUGUGCUGGCGUCGCGGGCGCGGCCGUCCUUGACAAUCCACUCUAUUGACAAGGCCAACGUGCUGGCCACGUCGCGCCUCUGGCGCCGCGUAGUGACCGACGUCAUUACCCGUGAGUUUCCCAGCGUCAAGCUCGAGCACCACUUGGUCGACUCGGCAUCGAUGCUGAUGAUCAAGAACCCGCGCGCGCUCAACGGCAUUGUGCUGACCGAGAACAUGUUCGGUGAUAUUCUGUCGGAUGAGGCAUCAGUCAUCCCCGGCUCGUUGGGCCUCCUGCCGUCGGCGUCGCUCAACAGUGUGCCUUCAGCCAGCUCGCCCAGCCGUGGCGUGUACGAGCCCAUCCACGGAUCGGCGCCCGACAUUGCCGGCCAGGGCAUUGCCAACCCCGUCGGCACCAUCCUCAGUGCCGCCAUGAUGCUGCGUUAUUCUCUGAACAUGGAGCGUGAGGCCAACAUCAUUGAGCUGGCCGUGCGCCGCGUGCUCGACAGCAGUGAGCUCAACGGCUGGGGCAUCCGCACUAAGGACCUGGGCGGUUCGGCGUCGACCUCCGAGAUCGGUGACGCUAUCGUGCGCGCCGUCAUCCCCUACGCCGAGGGCCUCAACGUUGAGGACCGCAGCGCGCCCGUGGCAACUCUGUCCGAGCGUCCGUCUGGCCGUCGCGGCAUGACCUUCUGCGAGAAGAUUAUCGCACACCACGCCAUUGGCCUCGCGGCGCCCGGCGACGUCAAGCCCGGAGACAUGGUCUGCGUGGGUGUCGACUGGACGAUCGCAUCCGAGCUGACUUGGAAGGGCAUGGACAAGACGUACAACGCCAUGGGCCGCCCCGGCGUUAACCGCAACGAUCGCUUCUGGCUGGCCGUCGACCACACCGUCGACCCACGCAUCAUGGAUCAGGCCAAGCCCAAGGAGCUUGUGUCGACUUCCGAGCUGUUUGCUGAGGAGGCGCACCUGAUCGACUUCUACCGCCCCAACUACACCAUCCUACACACUGAGUUCUACCGCGAGCGUGCGCAGCCUGGUCAGCUUGUCAUCGGUGCCGACUCGCACACGUGCUCGGCCGGAGCCGUCGGCGCCCUGUCGAUUGGUAUGGGUGCCGCUGACGUUGUCAUGCCCCUGGUCACCGGUGAGACGUGGCUGCAGGUGCCUGAGACCGUCGAGAUCCGCUUCGUCAACGCGCCCCCCUUUGGCAUUGGCGGCAAGGAUAUCAUCCUCGACGUCCUGCGCCAGCUCAAGCGCAACACUGUCGCGUUUGAGCGCGCCGUCGAGUACACCGGCCCGGGCCUCAAGUACAUGAGCUGCGAUGCGCGCUUCGCCUGUGCCAACAUGGCCACCGAGUUUGGCGGUAUUGCUGGCGUCUUCGAGGGUGACGAGAUCACUGCUGCAUACAUCUCCAAGCGCAAGAGCCCCGAGUACAAGAAACACUCGCUCUACUUCAAGGCCGACGAGGACGCCGAGUACGCCGAGUCGCACAUUAUCGACCUGUCGCAGAUCGACUCCUUGGUCGCGCUGCACCCCAGCCCUGACAACGUCGUCCAUGUUGACGAGGUCAAGAUGGACCUCGACGGCUGCUUCAUCGGUGCCUGCACGACCGCUGAGGAGGACCUUAUCCUCGCCGGCCUGGUGCUUGAGGCUGGUCUCAAGAACGGUAUGGUGCCGAUCAAGGGCGGCAACCGCCGCGUCACCCCCGGCUCUGUGCCGAUCCUGGCCAAGCUGCGCCGCCUGGGCCUGGUCGACGUCUACCAGCGCGCUGGCUUCACCGUUGGUGCCCCCGGCUGCUCGUACUGCCUGGGCAUUGCCGCUGACGUCGCUGGUGACGGUGAGGUCUGGCUCAGCUCGCAGAACCGUAACUUCAAGAACCGCAUGGGCCCCGGCUCGAUCGCCAACCUGGCGUCUGCAGCCACCGUCGCUGCGUCGUCGUUCAACAUGAAGGUCACCAACCCCCGCGAGCUGCUGGACCUCAUUGACCGCGAGCGCUACAACCGCGUGAUUGACAUCUGGAUGGACAAGGGCGAGGAGGUCACCAUCACCGAGCCCAACCCCACACUCGAGGAGACCCGUGGCGAGACCAUUGCGUCGCGCAACACUGAGGGCAGCGCCGGCCCCGAGUCGUCCAAGGACAGCGCCGAGCACCCUGUCGACAAGAGCACCUUUAUCUCCGGCAAGGUGCAGCGCUUUGAGGACAACAUUGACACUGACGCCAUCAUCCCGGCGCAGUUCAUGCCCGGUGUGUCCGACGAGGACCUCGGCACGCACGCCUUCCAGUACUUCCGCCCCGAGUUCCGCGAGAGAGCCGCGCAGGGCUUCGACAUUGUUGUUGCUGGCAGCGGCUUCGGCUCGGGCUCGUCUCGCGAGGAGGCGCCGCGCGCGCUCAAGGGCGCCGGCAUCAAGGCCGUCAUUGCCAAGUCGUACGCUUUCAUCUACUCGCGCAACCAGCCCAACAUGGCGCUGCUUGGCAUUGUGCUCAAGGACGAGAAGUUCUACGGACUUGCGCAGGAGGGUGCCGAGGUGUCCAUUGACCUGCCCAACCGCAAGAUUCACUGUGCCGGCCACACCUUCCCCUUCAACCUGUCGACCAUGGAGGAGCGCCUGAUCCUGGGCGGCGGUGUCACCGAGAUGUACAAGAAGUACGGCAACCUGCUCUUCCGCGCUGCCAUUGCUGCUGAUCCCGAGGCCGUCCUCAAGAACGCCGGCGGAUCCUGCGGCAAGCCCAAGACGGCGUGCGGCGACGCCGAUACCCAGCAGCUGGCCUGGUAAUCAAAAGAUUAAAAAUCAGCUGUUCUUUUAUUCUAUCCUUCUUUUAUGUUCCAAAAUUUCAUGCUUUUUUCAUUUUCA